UUAAAAAGAUAAAUAAUUGACUAGAGUGGCAAAUUUGACUUUUUAUGCGUUCAUCAUCUCUUCCGCUUUUCAUCAUCCCCUGCUUCUAACCCUAGCCGCGCGCACAGUCGAGGGAGCUUGUUAGCGUCUCUUUCUCUGACGAGAAGGAACAGAACUCCGUUCUCCAUAUCAAUGGCUCAAAUACGCAGCCUCUACACAAGAGCAAGCCUUGUUAGACGAAGAUACCACCCAUCAUUUAGUUUUAUUCUUCACGAUGAUGAUAAACAACUGAACUGCAUCGAUGAAGGUCCAUCUGAGCAAGGGAUGAGUUAUUUGAUGCAACAGAGGGCAUUUGGAAGUGGCUUUAGUAAUUCAUCUUCAUUUGGUUUAUUUCAAGAUAGGAGAUGCAUGGAUUUUUCUCUUUCACCGAGCAUUGGGGCGUCUUUUUGCCGGUUUAUGUCCACGACAGUUGGUGAAGGUUCAGAGAAGAUUGAGCUGAUGAGCGAUGUUACUAAUGUUCUCACGGAUACUACUGUCCAAGCCGCUGCCAUGCAGUCCCCUGCAGUGAAUGAAGUUGCUGUUGCUGCUGCUGAUUCUUUUCUACCUAUUCAAGUCCUUCAACAUUUUAUUGAUGCAGUGCAUUCUUUUACUGGUUUGAACUGGUGGGCUUGCAUAAUUUUAACUACUCUUUUAAUUAGAGGGGCAACACUUCCACUUGUCAUAAAUCAGCUGAAGGCUACUUCAAAACUCACUCUUAUGAGACCACAUUUGGAGGAGAUUAAGCAACGGGUGCAAGAUAAUGGUGCAGAUCCCACAGCUGUUGCUGAGGGCCAAAAACAAAUGCAGAUGCUUUUCAAGGAAUAUGGUGUGAGUCCUUUUACUCCGCUGAAGGGGCUUUUUAUUCAAGGUCCCAUUUUUGUCUCCUUUUUUCUGGCGAUCUCAAACAUGGCAGAAAAAGUGCCAUCCUUUAAAAGUGGUGGAGCUUAUUGGUUUGUUGACUUAUCAUCUCCAGAUACUCUAUACAUCUUUCCACUUUUGACAGCAUUGACUUUCUUGGCAACAGUGGAGUGCAAUAUGCAAGAGGGGAUGGAAGGAAAUCCUGCUGCUGGUACCAUGAAAAAUGUAUCUAGGGUCCUUGCUUUUGUUUCAGUUCCAUUGACCAUGGGUUUUCCUAAGGCUAUAUUUUGUUAUUGGAUAACAUCUAAUUUGUUCUCGCUUGCUUAUGGCCUAGUGCUUAGAGUUCCUGGAGUAAAGAAGUCCUUGGGUGUUCCUGAAAUACCCGUGACUCCGGCAAGUAAUUCAUCACCAUCUGCCUUCAGUCUACUUAAACAAUUUGUGGCAGCAAGACAGGCAGCUGCCACAUCAUCGCCGGCUGAAUCAUCUUUCAAGAUUUCAGAUCACAAAAUAUCUUCAUCUUCAGUUAUGAGCCAGAGGAUUAGAAGUCUAGAAAAACAAGUAAAGGGAAGAAAGAAAAACAAGAAGAGGUAAGAAAGAGUUUCCAUUUUGGCAGUCAAACUUUUGUGAAACCAGAAAUGAGGUUUAAAUGUUAUCAUAACGAAUUUAGUAUUAAUGAUAUUAUUUAUUCUCCAAUAUAAGAAAGAAAAACAAGAAGAGGUGAGAAGAUGAAUCUCAUAAUGGAUGUAGAAUUAUUCAUUAUUUGUUUUACAAGAAGAGCAAAGGAAUGGUAGUUCAUAGUUGACUAACCCAUUACUUAAAUAAAAUUUAUUGUGAUCUCAUUGUAAUACUUCUGCUUGAAGAUCAAAUUAUUUUGUAAUUUUCGAUUA
Molecule: messenger RNA, 1763 nt
Organism: Manihot esculenta (cassava)
Lineage: Eukaryota; Viridiplantae; Streptophyta; Magnoliopsida; Malpighiales; Euphorbiaceae
Product: mitochondrial inner membrane protein OXA1-like
Exons: 10
Coding region: 172-1467 (431 amino acids)
Biological process (GO): protein insertion into mitochondrial inner membrane from matrix; mitochondrial respiratory chain complex IV assembly
Cellular component (GO): mitochondrial inner membrane
Molecular function (GO): membrane insertase activity
Source: RefSeq, a predicted model, not a curated record